Messenger RNA from Prorocentrum cordatum, 1571 nucleotides. The record is from the annotation of a GenBank genome assembly. NCBI's taxonomy places the organism in Eukaryota, Dinophyceae, Prorocentrales, Prorocentraceae.
GGGUACCGUUGGGAAGGUUGCCCACCCUCACCGCGCGGGUUGACUGUGAGAGUGACCCUUCUCCGGAGUGACCCUUGGUGCGGGCUCACGAGGGUCACCCUGCGCCCGCGCGCCUGGAUCUGGCCCCCACGCCCCCCCGCCCCCCCGCCGCGCACCGACGGCCCCUCUUGCCCAGGGCCCCUCCUUGCGUAGGGUCGAGCUUUCCCCCGAGGCCAGGCCCUCCCCGGCCGCGCGCGCCCUCGGAUGGCGACGGCCGGCUCGGGGGCGGCCGCCGCGGGCUUCGACCACACCGUGCUGCUCCGGAGCGACGGCUCCGCCGUGGCCUGCGGGCCGCGCGGGGCCGGGAAGUGCGACCUGCCAGCCCUGCGCCCGGGCCUGACGUACGUGCAGGUUGCAGCUGGGGUGGGCCACACGGUUCUGCUCUGCAGCGACGGCUCGGCGGUGGCCUGUGGGGACAACGGGGCGGGACAGUGCGACCUUCCUGUAUUGGGCCCAGGCCUGACGUAUGUGCAGGUUGCUGCCCGAGGGUUCCAUACAGUUCUGCUCCGCAGCGACGGUUCGGCGGUAGCUUGUGGGGAAAACGGAAGGGGACAGUGCGACCUUCCGGCCUUGGGCCCAGGCCUCACCUACGUGCACGUUGCUGUCGGAGAGGCCUAUACCGUCGCGCUCCGCAGCGACGGUUCCGCUGUGGCCUGUGGGCACAACGGAAGGGGUCAGUGUGACCUCCCAGCCUUGGGCCGAGGCCAGGCAUACGUACAAGUUGCCGCUGGAUAUCACCACACGGUAUUGCUCCGUAGCGACGGCUCGGCGGUGGGCUGCGGGACGAAUGAAAACAGGCAGUGUGACUUGCUUGCCUUGGGCCCCGGCCUGACGUAUGUGCAAGUUGCCGCCGGCGGGUUCCACACUGUCCUGCUUCGCAGCGACGGUUCCGCCGUAGCCUGCGGGCACAAUGGAAGGGGACAGUGCGACCUUCCGGCCUUGGGCCCAGGUCUGACUUACGUGCAAGUUGCCGCUGGAGAGUUCCACUCGGUUCUGCUCCGCAGCGACAGCUCCGCAGUAGCUUGCGGGUCAAACCGGCAGGGACAGUGCGUCAUUCCGGCUGUGUGCUCCGGUCUGUCUUACGAGUUGCCAACGCUUGUGUUGCAGGCGUCAUUUGAUGGUGAUGCAAUUCGGCUGUACAGUGUUGGUGGGGAGGAGAUUGGUCACAUAGGUCACAUCAAAGCAGGAAGUACCGAUCUUCCUUUGAGGAACGUGCUGAAGCACAGUAUUUCAGGCAUGUUCAGCUUUAGAUGUGCGAGCGUUGACGUCAUCCUGCCAGGAGGCAGACUGUUGAGCAAUAUCCCAACCGAACAGACAGUGGGAGAUUUCUUUUCUUCGCUUCAGAGACAGGAUGAAUAAGAGGGAAGUGUGAAGAGAACCAUGACACUGCAAGCGUCCAAGUUGUGUACGGCGUCCGCGAGCACGCGAUGCUCCACAUUCGUAUGCGGAGACGAUCAGUGCGCAUGGACAAACGCGAGUGCCUGAAUUUCAGCUUCCAACACCUUCUUAUGUCCUCUGGCCUGACAGCAAAA